GCCGCUCUAUUGAUGCAAUCAAUCUUCAUUCGUGUGUGCAUCGUCUUGACACAUACCGAUCAUACCGAUUACACGUACACACACAGAAAAAUACUUGCAAUACCCCCCCACACCCACACACGCUUCAUGCAUCUCUCGGCAGUCCGUCUACACCCUGGGCGCCCGACUCACUGCCAUCCUUCUCGCUCUCGGCUUGUCUUUCUAAGGCUAAACCAAAAGCGAUCAACCAAUGACCAGCCACCCGUCGACCACCCGAUGUGCUAACUGUUCAGCUCCUUCUGUCAUCCAUCCACACCCUCAACACCCAUCGCGUAGCCAUCCCUGUACCCGGCAAGCCACCCUUCCACAUAUGCGUCGAACAGCGCCUCAUCGGCUUUGGCAGCCUCCAUGUUCUCCUCCUCCGUCUUGUCGCUGUCCUCGACGAAUUCGUACCUCACCAGCCUGACGGAUGGAUGGAUGGAUGGAUGGAUGGAGGGAGGGAGGGAUGGACAGGCAAACAAGUGACAGAGUGUCGCUGUGUGACUUACGUGAACUUGAACUCGUCGUCUCCUAUGGGCUCGACAAGAACGGAGGCCGACGGACUCAACGAAGAUUGGCUGCUCGGGGGAUACGACGCACACAUGAUACCGUAGGCUCAUGCUGUGUGUGUGUGCCUCUAGCCACUCACCACGGUUCGCGGGUCACCAUCGGCUCCUGAUGCUGCUGCUGCUGCUGCCCCUCACAAACACUGUCCUCCUUGCUGCAUGAGAGAUGCCAUGCGCACAUAAGAUAUGCAACACCCCAGACACACACCGCAGUGCCCUCUUACACGUCGUGCGGUCCCUCCUGGUUGCUGCGCUGCUGCUGCUGCUCCUCCUGCUGCUGCUCCUCUCGCCUGGCCUUCCUCCGUUUCUUGAGUUGAGCUCCGCUCGGCCUCUCCUUGCGCUUCUUGGCCUGGGGCUCCUCAGUGACAGCCGCCACCUCAUCAGCUAUCUCACCCUCCUCCAUCGACGCUGGGAUCUCCACCUCUGAGGUGGCCAUCUCUGCUGACUGUGAGACCCGGCCGAGAGUGCGAACAGAUCGAUGGCUGGAAGAGUGAGUUCCCGUGGGGCCAUCUCUGCAGGGCACGUGACUG
Molecule: messenger RNA, 1114 nt
Organism: Vitrella brassicaformis
Lineage: Eukaryota; Vitrellaceae
Source: the annotation of a GenBank genome assembly